GGACAUUAUAAUUGUUCCAGAAAGUAUCCAUUAUCUUUAACUACAGUUAUUAAUGUUUCUGCUGUUCUGUCAAAAACAGAAACGGUCAACCACGUGAACAUGAACGGUCUAAAUAUCAAUCGCGGGAUUCCGGGAGGUAUCGGGCUUUUUCGGAUCGACAGCGAAGGCCUGCCUGUGCGGCCUGAGAUAAAUUCGCACAGAUCAUCACUUGCUAAUCUUCGGGUGCAUUCGUUUAUGCAGUGAUUAGCGCAUCCACUGCGUCUAUUAUCUGCGAGUCACGUGACAUCAUUUACCGAACGAUCACCUGCGUGAAUUGACUGCUCAGAUUGUAAUUGGAAAACAACGGAUGGAUUUAGAAUGGAUUUAAUUUCAUGUAACAUUAUUGAUCAAGCUAUGGAUCUCAUUAAUAGUAGCUCAGAUUCUAACUCAUCAUCAGAAGAUAGUUCUGAUGAAGAGCUGCUGUUAUUGGAUGAUGAGCAGGAACGUAUAGAAGUGCACAAAGUAAAAAAUUUUUGUGAUACAAUUUUUGGAAUGCAUGAUAAAACAUUUAAAUCACAUUUUCGUCUCACAAGAGGUUCUUUUGAGGUUGUCAGAAGAGCAGUUGGUCCUAUGCUUGAAUCUAAUAAUAAUAAUGGAGGUCAUCCUAAUGUAUCUUUGGAAAAAGCAAUAUUAUCAACUCUGUGGUUACUGGCAAAUCAAGAUUCUUUUCGGGAAGUUAGCAAUCUAUUUAACUUAAGCCCAAGUACUGUACAUAAAGUAUUUUAUGAUGUAUGCAAUGCUUUGUGUAAUAUGAUAAAUGAACAUUUAUACUGGCCAAAUCAGACAGAGUUCCAAAAUAUAAGGCAAGAGUUUAACGAGCUCAGAGGACCAAAUGAUUUCCCAGACGUGGUAUGUACAGUUGAUGGAAUGCAUAUAGAAAUUCCAGCUCCGAGAAUUGAUGCUAUGAGUUAUUAUAAUCGAAAAGGAUUCCAUUCGAUUAUUUUACAAGGGAUGUGUGAUGCAAAAUGUAAAUUUAUUGACAUUUUUGUUGGAUGGCCCGGUGCUACUCACGAUGCUCGAGUGUGGAGAGAAAGUCCAAUUGGUCAGGCACUUGCAGAAGAUUCAACACUUAUACCAGAAGGAACUCAUAUUUUAGGAGAUUCUGCAUACAGUUUAACCCCUUAUUUAUUAACACCAUUUCGUGAUAAUGGGCAUUUGUCUCAAAGGCAAAAGUUUUACAAUAAAAAAUUAAGUUCAAAGAGAAUUGUCAUUGAGCAAGCAUUUGGAAAACUCAGAUGUAGAUUUAGAAGAUUAAAAUAUUUAAAUAUGUCUCUCAUGAACGAAAUGAAAAUAGUUGUUAUUGCUGCUUGUGUUCUGCAUAAUAUUUGCAUCCGAUGUAAUGAUGAAAUCGAUUUAAGUGACAACGAAUCUGAAAAUGAGAAUGAGAAUGAGAACCAAAAUGAAGACAAUGUCAUUUUGGAAGCAGGUAAUAAUAAAAGAAAUAGAAUUGCCGAUAUUUUGUGGACGAAUAGAAGACAUGAAUAAAGUAUAUUUAAUAAUUUUAUAACAUUUCGUAUACAUUUAUAGUACUUUUAAGUAUGUAACAGGUACAUAAGGAUUAUCAUAAGUAUUGUUAUUUAAGAACAAACAGAAAAUAAACUAUAUCUAGAUCA
This is a messenger RNA of Nylanderia fulva, 1652 nucleotides long. NCBI's taxonomy places the organism in Eukaryota, Metazoa, Arthropoda, Insecta, Hymenoptera, Formicidae. The record is from RefSeq and is a predicted model, not a curated record.